Orbicella faveolata is the source of this 2054-nucleotide messenger RNA. RefSeq lists its product as uncharacterized. The record is from RefSeq and is a predicted model, not a curated record. NCBI's taxonomy places the organism in Eukaryota, Metazoa, Cnidaria, Anthozoa, Scleractinia, Merulinidae.
GUGUUUAAAAGCUAUUGACAAAUAACUGACCAAUGGCGUGCUGAUAAUUUCCCGUAUCACAUAGUAAAAAAAAAGAAGUGAAUAAUAGACACGUUUUUACUCACUCCUCCCACGAGUGGGAAAAAAUACGCUCGCUUAGUUAAAAGGCCCUUUGGCACGAAGUCAACAGCUGUUUGGCUUAUUAGAAGCCAUUUAAGCUGCGGUAGCGCCGGAGUACACCACAUUUCCUCGGUUUAAUUCUCGAAUUGCUAUUUCUUCUCGCCACUGAUCUGGUGACCUCAGCGAAGAUCGCAGGCAAAUGGGCAAAGGGCUAAUGCUUGUUUGAUCACUAAACACAAACAAUUUAAGAGUUUGAUUUCUGGACACCGUUGUACUUUACCAUACAUCGCAACUGCAGGGAAGGAGCGGAAGAACACAAGAUGAAGAAUUCUGCCGAGGAAAACACAACGACAAUCUCGUUGCUCAAUUUUGUCAGCAAUGCGACCAACACCUUGAAAUUUGCUCUGGACAAGCCAGUCAAACCGAAGAGAAAAGUGAACCAUCGAAAGUACCUUCAACGCCAGCUCAAAGGCAAGGCAUCUUCUACAACAUGUACGAUGUCUUACGAGAGUUCUUGGAUGAGCCACGGCGAGGUACUCGACCAUGUUUUAAAACCGGAACAGCAACAGAACUCUUCCGGGGAACGAUCUUCAACCAAAAACUCCAAGGAAAACCGCGCCGAAAAGUUACAAGCGCUAGAAAUCAAUACGCCUGCAUUUAAUCACGAACAAGGGAAGGGAAAGACAAGAGACAUAAAGCGGAAGCAGCGAAUAAGCGAUGCGAGGUUUCCCGAAGAGAUUUUUUCUACGCCUUCGCAACCACUUAGAAAACGAAAUCUCCCCGAGUCGUUUUGGAGCGAGCCAUCGUCAGCCAAAGUAUCGCGUCAAUCUGUGCAAGCAACUCGCCACCCAACCGCAAGUUUCACGAACAACGAUUUGCAGCGCUCUGAACUUGAAAUGCUAGAUUGGCUUCGUCCCGAGUUGGACGAUUUCAUUGAGCGUUGGUCGGAAGAGAGCGAUUGUGCGUCGAACAAUUCAAGUCGCCCUGCCAGUUUAUCUGAUGGCAGUUCCUCAGUGGAUCCGUAUUCACCGUACUCGGACGAAUCAGAAAAUAAUCUCGCAUCUAUGGACGAAUUUUUCGAACAGCGCGUACCGUUUUCGUUCGACAAUUCCGCGAAAGCGGAAGAUUUUAGCGCCCCUUCCGUAAGAAGCUACGCAACUUCACACACUGUUAAUGACAUUGCCUGUAACAUGCAGCAAAAUUACAGUCAAAGGCAGGCGACCCACGCAUCUACCUGUUAUGGGGGAAAUUAUGGUUUUUCGGCAUCUAAAUGGAGCGCGGCAAACCAAACUCGGGCGAGUUAUUUCGAAAAUGGUUACAAUAUUCUCUCGUAAAACCAAACGAAACAUUCUCGGUUAGGACUUGGAACACUGUUUUUAGCAUAACGCGCGUGCUAGGAGCAAUUUUAAUAAUUUCAAUAAAUUGUAGACGAUAUUCCAUUUUGCCGCCACUUAAAAAGUGUUUUACUAAUUUGUAAAUUAUUACGAAAGACUUUGGCAAUAUCGGAAUUGGAAAGUUCUGUACGUUGCUUUGGUUGUCAAAUUUGACUGUUAGCUUCGCUAGAAGCUCGACAACUGUCAUUUCCUUGACGCAUUAAGACUUCUGUAUUUGCGUAUUACAUGUGAAAUAAUUUAAACGUAUUUUUCUCAUUCAUACCCAGUUUAUAACCUUUUAAGAAGACCUCUCCAAUGUUCUGACUCGAAAUAUUGAACUUUAUGUUAGAUCCGUGCGUAAAAGCAUAAUUUUGUUAGAAAAUUUCAAUAUCUAUAAUUUUGAGAUGAUGUUUGAUCGGCAAGAAAAAUUAGAAAUCCACAACAAGGAACCAAUUUUAGCAUUUUCUCUGACCAGAGAGAAUAUUAAAAAAUAACACUAGUUGCAAUUUUACUUCUAUUAAGCUCACUUGUAGCUCUGUAUUUAAUAUUUGAAGAAUAUAUUAAACUUAAACAACGAAACAA